This is a messenger RNA of Rotaria sordida, 756 nucleotides long. The record is from the annotation of a GenBank genome assembly. Lineage: Eukaryota; Metazoa; Rotifera; Eurotatoria; Philodinida; Philodinidae.
AUGUCAGAUUCUCCUGUCGAUCAACAUAAAACAAAAAGAAAUUAUUUUACACCAGCAAUAUCAUCGAAAUAUGUUGGUACAUUUUUCAAUUCACCAUUGCAUAAUGAAUGGAUGUCGUCAUUGAUAUAUGAUUCGUUAGAACUUCAGCCAAAUCAUAUAUUAGUUGAUAUGGGUUGCGGUCCUGGAGUGGAUCCGUCACAAGGUAUGCUGGAUGAAUUUAGAAAAGGAUCAGAUUCAAAUCCAAAUAUCGAAGCAGUAUGCAUGGAUGCUGUUACAUUUAGUCAGUCACCUCAGUAUUCAUCAUAUGAUCGUAUUUUCAUGAAAUUGAUGAUUCAUUUGUUAACAGACGAAGAGCGAUUGAUUGCUUUUCAAGGCUUUUACAAACAACUUGCGCCCACUAAAGGUAAACUAUUGAUAAUUCGCCGUUUACAUACAGCUGAAAUUAGUCCAUUUGACGAACGUACAAAAAGUUUAUUUGGAAAUUUAAAAGUUGAAACAUUGUUUGAUGAAUUAAAACAUGUAGGUUUUAAGCAAAUUCAGCAAGAAACAUUUACGUUUGAAUAUCCUCCAAACAGUGUUAAAGCAGAAGAUUGGAUUUAUCUAAUAGAAAAUCGAUUAUGGACAGAAUUAUCAGAAAAAAAUAUAAACGAACAACAAAUGAAGGAUUUAAUUGAUCAUGUCAGAAGACAACAUGAAACCCCAAACAAUUUUCAAACCAUAGACAAAGCGACAAUAAUAAAAUGCUGUGUAGAAUAA